Molecule: messenger RNA, 285 nt
Organism: Caenorhabditis briggsae
Lineage: Eukaryota; Metazoa; Nematoda; Chromadorea; Rhabditida; Rhabditidae
Exons: 2
Coding region: 1-285 (94 amino acids)
Cellular component (GO): extracellular region
Molecular function (GO): hormone activity
Source: RefSeq, a predicted model, not a curated record
AUGAAUUCCAAACUCUUCGUCGUGGUGACUGUCUUCUUGUUUGUUCUUCUGGUAAAUGCCAAAUCAGGGUCAGAAGAGUCAACGUCAGCAGAGAUGAAAGAAGCUAUUGAUGCACUACUACACCAGCAUACAAAGCACAAUCGUCGUUCAUGUGGAGCUGGGGCAGUGUUCAAAAUUAUGGAGCUGUGUCCCAAUUUAUGCACAAUCUCAGAUGAUAAUAUCUACGAAGAUAUGUGCAAGGGACAUCUUUCGGAUUACGCCAUCAUCAAACGUUGUUGUCCGUAG